Cyphomyrmex costatus is the source of this 564-nucleotide messenger RNA. Its product is annotated as putative odorant receptor 92a. Bases 1 to 564 code for a protein of 187 amino acids. Gene Ontology annotation, cellular component: plasma membrane. Gene Ontology annotation, molecular function: olfactory receptor activity; odorant binding. Lineage: Eukaryota; Metazoa; Arthropoda; Insecta; Hymenoptera; Formicidae. Gene Ontology annotation, biological process: detection of chemical stimulus involved in sensory perception of smell; sensory perception of smell. The record is from RefSeq and is a predicted model, not a curated record. The transcript has 4 exons.
AUGACCAUGUUCGCUGUAGAUUAUAAAAUACUCCAUUUAUUUGUCAAUCACGAGAGUUUUGCGGAAUUAAUUAAGGAUAUUACGGAAGGAAUGUUUAAACCAUUACUACUUGUCGAAAUCGAAAUCCGACGAAAAUUCGAUAAGAUGAUACAAUUUGCAUAUGCAACUAACAAGAGAUUCACAAGAAUAAUCGCAUUUCAGUUCGUAGCAAGUACAUUCGUAGUGUGUUCAAAUUUGUACCAAUUAACUAGAACUAAAUUAAUUAUGGAUUUCAUUGCGUUUUUUUCAUAUACAAUUUGUGUACUUGUACAAAUUUUUAUCUAUUGCUGGUUUGGAAAUAAGCUGAAGCUGAAGAGUCUUCAACUGGUAAAUAGCAUUUUCGAAAUAGAAUGGAUAGCACUGGACCAUAAAACUAAAAUGAGUCUUUUGAUAAUUAUGACUCGUGCAAUGAAACCUAUUGAAUUUAAUAGUGCAUAUAUUCUUAACAUGAAUUUAGAUUCUUUUGUUGCGUUACUAAAAACAUCAUAUUCUGCUUAUAAUUUGCUAGCGCAAUUGCAGGAAUAA